Messenger RNA from Callorhinus ursinus (northern fur seal), 2519 nucleotides. Its product is annotated as kelch repeat and BTB domain-containing protein 7. The record is from RefSeq and is a predicted model, not a curated record. Gene Ontology annotation, molecular function: protein binding. Lineage: Eukaryota; Metazoa; Chordata; Mammalia; Carnivora; Otariidae.
CUUGGUUCCGUCCAGCGGGUGCUGUAAACGAGCUGAGGCGGAGAAAGGGCGCGGAACUGGAAGAGGGUGAGUCAGGCACUGUCUACGCGAUAAAGGGAGGCGGCACCGCGGCGCAGGGCUGAGUUGAGUAAGUGCGGCCCCUGCAGUCUAUUCAGGGACGCCGCGAUCUAGCGCCCGCGAGAAGAGGGCGAGGAGGAGCCAGAGCCCGGUCCUUGCACCCAUUCUCGCCCUCGUACCCCGCCGCCAUCUCCACCAUGCAGUCCCGGGAAGAAGCUCCGCGCUCUCGCCGCCUGGCCAGUCCCCGCGGCGGGAGGCGACCCAAGAGAAUUUCCAAGCCUUCUGUUUCAGCUUUUUUCACGGGCCCGGAGGAGCUGAAGGACACGGCUCAUUCUGCAGCCCUCCUGGCACAGCUGAAGUCCUUCUACGACGCGCGGCUGUUAUGUGAUGUGACCAUCGAGGUGGUGACGCCUGGUAGCGGCCCUGGCACCGGCCGCCUUUUUUCCUGCAACCGGAACGUGCUGGCUGCUGCGUGUCCCUACUUCAAGAGCAUGUUCACUGGUGGCAUGUACGAGAGCCAGCAGGCGAGUGUGACCAUGCAUGAUGUGGAUGCCGAAUCCUUCGAGGUGCUGGUCGACUACUGCUACACUGGUCGCGUGUCGCUAAGUGAGGCCAACGUGCAACGCCUUUAUGCGGCCUCUGACAUGUUACAGCUCGAGUACGUACGGGAAGCCUGUGCCUCCUUCCUAGCCCGCCGCCUUGACCUGGCCAACUGCACCGCCAUCCUCAAGUUUGCCGACGCCUUUGACCAUCACAAGCUGCGAUCACAGGCCCAGUCCUUUAUAGCCCACAAUUUUAAGCAGCUCAGCCGAAUGGGUUCAGUAAGGGAGGAGAGUCUGGCAGAUCUGAGCUUGGCCCAGCUGCAGGCUGUCCUGCGUCUGGAUAGUCUAGAUAUCGAGAGUGAGCGGACCGUGUGUCAUGUGGCGGUGCAGUGGUUGGAGGCGGCUCCCAAGGAGCGGGGCCCCAGCGCUGCGGAAGUCUUCAAGUGUGUCCGCUGGACGCACUUCAGAGAUGAAGAUCAGGAUUACCUGGAAGGGCUGUUAACUAAGCCCAUUGUCAAGAAGUACUGUCUGGACCUUAUUGAAGGGGCCCUGCAGAUGCGAUAUGGUGACAAGUUGUGCAAGUCGCUGGUGCCGAAGCCAGAUAGCAGCAACAGCUCUGUUGUACCCACAGCAGAAAAUCCCCCCCAGAGACUGGGUAUGUGUGCCAAGGAGAUGGUGAUCUUCUUUGGACAUCCUAGAGAUCCCUUUCUCUGCUAUGACCCAUACUCAGGGGACAUUUACACAAUGCCAUCCCCUUUAACCAGCUUGGCUCACACUAAGACUAUCACCUCCUCAGCUGUCUGUGUCUCUCCAGACCACGACAUCUACCUGGCCGCUCAGCCCAGGAAGGACCUGUGGGUGUACAAGCCAGCCCAGAACAGCUGGCAGCAGCUUGCCGACCGCCUGCUGUGUCGGGAGGGCAUGGACGUGGCCUACCUCAAUGGCUACAUCUACAUUUUGGGUGGGCGAGACCCGAUUACUGGAGUUAAACUGAAGGAAGUAGAAUGCUACAGUGUUCAGAGGAACCAGUGGGCAUUUGUGGCUCCUGUACCCCAUUCCUUCUAUUCCUUUGAACUAAUAGUGGUUCAAAACUAUCUUUAUGCUGUGAACAGUAAGCGCAUGCUCUACUAUGAUCCUAGCCACAAUACGUGGCUGAACUGUGCUUCUCUUAAACGUAGUGACUUUCAGGAAGCCUGUGUCUUCAAUGAUGAGAUCUAUUGUAUCUGUGACAUCCCAGUCAUGAAGGUCUAUAACCCAGCCAGGGGAGAAUGGAGGCGGAUUAGUAAUAUUCCCUUGGACUCAGAGACCCACAACUACCAGAUUGUCAAUCAUGGCCAAAAGUUGCUUCUCAUCACUUCUACCACCCCUCAAUGGAAAAAAAACCGGGUGACUGUUUAUGAAUACGAUACUAGGGAAGACCAGUGGAUUAAUAUAGGGACCAUGCUAGGCCUUUUGCAGUUUGACUCUGGCUUUAUUUGCCUCUGUGCUCGUGUGUAUCCUUCCUGCCUGGAACCUGGACAGAGUUUCAUCACUGAGGAAGAUGAUGCACGGAGUGAGUCUAGUACUGAAUGGGACUUAGAUGGAUUCAGUGAGCUGGACUCAGAGUCAGGAAGUUCAAGUUCUUUUUCUGAUGAUGAAGUCUGGGUGCAGGUAGCACCUCAGCGAAAUGCACAGGAUCAGCAGGGUUCUUUGUAAAUAUUUUGAAGCACUAAAAUGUUUCUACUGCUAUGGAAUGUAUCUUUAAAAGAUUUCCUUUUCUUGAAAAAAAAAGUGUUGAUUAGGACUGCAGAUUUGGUUUAGAAAGGGUAAUGUUUGAAUUACUAAUGUAAUGUUACAAAAUUUAAACAGUCCAUGAAGUCAACCUAUAUAAUAAUUUACUGUGCUAAAAAUCGAGAUUAAAAUAUGCAAAAAUGAACUAUA